GCUCACUGAGUGUUCAACAUCACGUCUCAAAAAUAGUUCCAAUGGCUUUGAUUCAGAAUUUACACUGAAAGACAACACGUCAGUUUUCUCCACUAAUGUCGUUAUCACUCAGAUCAGGUUUUAAUUCUUAAUGCAUGGCGUGUUUUAUAGUAUUUUCCACUUAUCACCACAGUUUUAAAGCCAAAUUGAGCCCCUCAGUAAAUGACCACCACAUGAUUAUACGAGAGGAACGAAGGUUUUACGGGAAGUAAAAGGCUCCGAGUUUCGUGUUUUACUGCACAAAGCUGAAGCUUUUAUGUCGACCCACCAUCACUCUUCUCCACUCCCCUUUAAGACAGUCUGGUCCAGCUAACGUUAGCUGACUGACCCGUUUGUCUCGAUAGCACGGCAGAUUUCAUGUUUUAAUGUUUUACUUCUACACCUGGAACAACGUGAAAACGAAACACCGGAUGGUAACUGGGAAUACACAACUGGACCUGGGAACCGUCAAUGCAGAGAAAAAGGAUCCAUGGCAAAGUGGCUGAAGGACUACCUGAACUUUGGCAGCAGGCGUGACCCUCCACAGCCCCCAAGGCCAGAUUACAGUGAGAGUGAGAUUUUGAGGGCUUACCGUGCUCAGAAAGAGCUAGAUUUUGAGGACCCGUACAAGCACUCUGAGAAGGAGAUCCAGAAUGGUGGUUUCAGCUCCUGCAGUGCCACAAUGAGCCUUCCCUCUUUCCCUGCAGUGCUGCCUAAUGGUGUUGAGGUGAAAGUGGUGUCUCCUAAACACAGACUGAUCAAAGUGGACUCUCAGGAGUUUGGCCGCUGCACAAUCCCCUUGAGUCCUGUGACUGUUCAAGAAGAACCAGUGGUUCCUUCUGCCCCAGCAGUGUCAGACACAGACACGGACUACUCUGACCCAUUUGAUGCCCGUCCAGAUCCAAGAGUUAGACCAAACUGGGAGCCCAAACCUGCACCAACUGACUGUUGCAGCUAUAUGGAGCCAUUUGAAGCUCAACGGAUCAUAUCAGAACUGCAGCACAGCAUGAUAACUAACAGGUCUGGAAGUGGAGACCCUGGCCAGUUAUAUGAUAACCCGUACGAGGAAAGGACUCGUCACCAUCACCGAGCUGCUCCACCAGGACAACAGCAAACCCAUAAGGUGGAAUGCGGCCUCGGCCUCCUUGACACCAGGGAGAGCAGACUUCCACAGGAUGAUGAGAGGCCGGCUGAUGAAUACGACCAACCCUGGGAAUGGAAGAAGGACAACAUCUCUAAAGCCCUUGCAGUUCAGUUUGAAGGGGCAGAAAGAGAGCGCUCACGAGCUCAAACAGACCAAAGCAGGCUCACCAAAACUGGUGUCACGUCUCCCACAAUGGACUCUACACUCCGUUUGAUUGGUGAUACUCCUCCUCUUUUGGGAGAGAGAGUGGAUCCAGCUAUGCCUCUGGAGAGACAAGUAUGGUACCAUGGAGCUCUGAGCCGGUCAGAGGCAGAAACUUUACUGACUCUGUGCAAAGAGAGCUCUUACCUGGUGAGAAAAAGCCAGUCCUGCCACGAUGACUACUCGCUCUCUCUCAGGAGCUGCAAAGGCUUCAUGCAUAUGAAGUUCACUCGGUCAGCAGACGGGCGUUACGUGCUCGGUGAGAACAGCCCUCCCUUCUCCACCAUCCCUGAGGUCAUCCACUACUACACUACACACAGGCUGCCAAUCAGAGGCGCUGAACACAUGUCCCUGCUGUAUCCGGUCAUAGUGCAGACCCUCUGACACUGACCAACACAAGCUAUUCCUGCUGGUGCUACUGAAAACAACAUAUACUCAAUAUUUAACUACGCCUACCUGUUUCUUUCUUAUGUACAUUUUCACUGCCGUUCUACCUUUAAUGCUCACAAGAGAUUGGAAUGUUUGGUGCCAUUUUUUUCUUCUUUUUUUUUUUAAAUAACACUGGCAGUUUCACAACAGAGCUCACUGCCUCAUGAACCUUCACCUGUGAACUGGUAUUAUCACUGAGACUGUUCUAAACAUCGAGGAUUCAUGAAAAUAAACUAUUUUUUGUCAGUAGUACAAGACAAAGUACAGUCUUGAAAUGUCUUAAGGCAGGAGAAUUUGCCGAGGUUGUAAUGAGAUUUGUUGAGAUGGACCGAUACUGGCAGGUGAUAGAGGUGUUUCCUUUUGGUUUCAGCUUAUACCAAUAAUCCAAGCUGUUAUUCCUGUGUAAAUUGUGAGUUUUAAAGUGACAUUGAAACGACAACAAACAACCGUCAUUAUCCGUUUAAAUGUUAGUUAACAGUAUCUACCAACCAGACACUACAUACUCACCUGUGUGCGACGUCCGUGUUUCACUGAGGCCUGAGGUUAUUCGAUGCUGUAACUGCGAGUCGUUCGCUCAUUAGGUUCAAAUGUGAGAAGCAGACGGUCAGUGUCACAAGUGUUCAAUUCACACUCACAAUAACAGACUCCCGCAAUAGUAGUUUAGAGAGUAAUGACUACAGUAUUAUAUUGAAAGCUUGUGGCUUUGUGAUCAUGAUUAUUACGGAAGCUUUGGUAGAAUAUUUACUGUGCCGUUUUAUAAGAUUUAAAAUGUCUGUUAUAAAUAAAAGUUGUUGCCUGUUUUUUAA
Molecule: messenger RNA, 2598 nt
Organism: Solea senegalensis (Senegalese sole)
Lineage: Eukaryota; Metazoa; Chordata; Actinopteri; Pleuronectiformes; Soleidae
Product: SH2 domain-containing adapter protein F-like
Exons: 8
Coding region: 509-1747 (412 amino acids)
Molecular function (GO): phosphotyrosine residue binding
Source: RefSeq, a predicted model, not a curated record